AUGAAAGGAGAUAAUCAUCCAGCUAAACAGCUUGCUAAUUAUAAAUUACACAAUAGCUAUACUUUUUUCGGUACUAUUCAUAUCAAGACAUCAGCAACAAUGUUAACUGUAUUUUACAUAAUUUUAUUAGCUAUUACUGAUUUCACUAUUGAUAUCACAACGAUUGAUUCAUCCUCUAUUAUAUAUGUAACUAUCGCAAGUACAAUAAUAUUGUUUGUGAUAUUAUUGGCUCAGUAUGGGAUAUGGAAAGAAUCAUCAUUAUAUUUGCUACCAUUGAUAGUUAUUCAGAUGUUAUUAGGCGUAAUAAUGGUAUUAACACUUGCUUUUUCAACCUUUCUUGAAUUUCAUUGCUUUCUUAUUGAUGCUUGUCCAGGCGGCCGUUUUAUUAUACUUGCAAUGGGAAGUGCUAUCUUUUCUGUAUUACACUGUUACUGUAUUGUAAUCAUAUGGCUCUGUUGGAAAUAUUUUCGCUAUUUAAAAAAAAAAGCAGAAUUAGAACAAACAUGGCAUGUGGAAGCAAUUGAUGAUGAGUUUGAUGAAAAUGUUUUGAUCUAUAAUAUGCCACCUAAAGUUAAUUUCACUUAA
This is a messenger RNA of Cercopithifilaria johnstoni, 585 nucleotides long. The record is from the annotation of a GenBank genome assembly. Lineage: Eukaryota; Metazoa; Nematoda; Chromadorea; Rhabditida; Onchocercidae.